Schistocerca gregaria is the source of this 4383-nucleotide messenger RNA. RefSeq lists its product as uncharacterized. The transcript is spliced from 2 exons. NCBI's taxonomy places the organism in Eukaryota, Metazoa, Arthropoda, Insecta, Orthoptera, Acrididae. The coding region runs from base 1 to 630 and encodes 209 amino acids. The record is from RefSeq and is a predicted model, not a curated record.
AUGAGCAAUCAGCGCCACUCCGCGACCGGCGGCCGCGGCGGCAAGUCGGAGGCGCCGGGAGCAGCGGCGGCCGCAGCCGCCUCCGCCGACAUAACCUCAACGCGGCCGGCGCCCCUCGCCCUGGCCGCCAAGCCACGUCUGCGCACUCAGCCGCCUCCAAAGGCCUUCCGCUGCGCUGCGUACCAUACACUGGCAGCGACGUCCGACAUCGCGGCGGCGGCAGCAGCUGUGGACGGCGGCCGCCCGCAGAAGUCUGCAGCCGCCGAGUCGACUCGCCUGGCCUCGCAGCCGCCAUUGGCCGAGGAGCGCAUUUCGCGAUUGAUGGCGGGCGGGCGCCGCGUCGCGGCUCCCGGAAUCAAUAUGGGAGGCGGCGGGGGCGGAUGGAAGCUGGAGGCGGGGGCGGCGUCGGCGGCGGCCGCGUCGCGAACAAUGCCGCCCCUCGCUUUCUGUGUAGCGCAGGAAUCAAUCACAUCGGCUCGCGGCAGAUUCGCUCGAUACACACCUGCCAGCCGCGCGUCUCCUGAGACGUCUGCACAGGCAGCGAGCAGGGAGGCGAGGACGCUCUCCACGCUGCUCCAACUGCUCGGCCUAAACACAUCGCACUGCGCCCAGGCGCUGCUCUUAUGUUAGGAAACAGUCAACUGGAACUUCACUCCCGAGAAAAGCUGGUACUAGGAGCGACACAUUCGAUACGACUUACACCAAAGCCACUAGCAGAAUCUUGUUUAACGAUGCAUAGCGCGAAUCGAGAAAAUUGUGGAUGGUGUUACGGGAUACUUUCAGAGUGCUUCAGUACAAAGGACUCCGGUACCUCCUUACAGGACAAGGCUCCAGUCUCUUUUUAUUCCUCGUGUUAAGUCAAGCUAAAAAUUAACACAAGUACAAGAGAGGUAAUAGAAUAUAACAGAAUUAUAUCAAUUUUUUAUCGAGCAUUCUGGACUUGGUGAUUCAGGGUGCGUGACUGUACUAGUUAUAUGGAAACAAGUAACAGCACAAGAUGCAUUUUCUUAACAGAAACAGCCAGUCCAGAUAUCAUCAGUUAUUUAUUUAUUACACUACAGGCCAUUAAAAUUGCUACACCACGAAGAUGACGUGAUACAGACGCGAAAUUUAACCGACAGGAAGAAGAUGCUGUGAUAUGCAAAUGAUUACCUUUUCAGCGCACUCACACAAGGCUGGCGCCGGUGGCGACACCUACAACGUUCUGAUAUGAGGAAAGUUUCCAACCGAUUUCUCAUACACAAACAGCAGUUGACCGCCGUUUCCGCGUGAAACGUUGUUGUGAUGCCUCGUGUAAGGAGGAGAAGUGCGUACCAUCACGUUUCCGACUUUGAUAAAGGUCGGAUUGUAGCCUAUCGCGAUUGCCAUUCGUCGUAUUGCGACAUUGCUGCUCGCGUUGGUCGAGAUCCAAUGACUGUUAGCAGAAUAUGGAAUCGGUGGGUUCAGGAGGGUAAUACGGAACGCCGUGCUGGAUCCCAAAGGCCUCGUAUCACUAGCAGUCGAGAUGACAGGCGUCUUAUCCGCAUGGCUGUAACGGAUCGUGCAGCCACGUCUCGAUACCUGAGUCAACAGUUGGGGACGUUUGCAAGACAACAACUAUCUGCACGAACAGUUCGACGACGUAUGCAGCAGCAUGCACUAUCAGCUCGGAGACCAUGGCUGCGGUUACCCUUGACGCUGCAUCACAAACAGGAGCCCCUGCGAUGGUAUACUCAACGACGAACCUGGGUGCACGAAUGGCAAAACGUCAUUUCUUCGGAUGAAUCCAGGUUCUGUUUACAGCAUCAUGAUGGUCGCAUCCGUGUUUGGCGACAUCGUGGUGAACGAAAACCGGAAGCGUGUAUUCGUCAUCGCCAUAAUGCCGUAUCACCCGGCGUGAUGGUAUGAGGUGCCAUUGGUUACACGUCUCGGUCACCUCUUGUUUGCAUUGACGGCACUUUCAACAGUGGACGUUACAUUUCAGAUAUGUUAGCGACCCGUGGCUCUACCCUUCAUUCGAUCCCUGUGAAACCUUACAUUUCAGCAGGAUAAUGCACGACCGUUUGUUGCAGGGCCUGUGCGGGCCUUUCUGGACACAGAAAAUGUUCGACUGCUGCCCUGGCCAGCACAUUCUCCAGAUCUCUCACCAACUGAAAACGUCUGGUCAAUGGUGGCCGAGCAACUGGCUCGUCACGAUACGCCAGUCACUACUCUUGAUGAACUGUGGUAUCGUGUUGAAGCUGCAUGGGCAGCUUUACCUGUACACGCCAUUCAAGCUCUGUUUGACUCAAUCCUCAGGCGUAUCAAGGCCGUUAUUACGGCCAGACGUGGUUGUUGUGGGUACUGAUUUCUCAGGAUCUAUGCAUCCAAAUUGCGUGAAAAUGUAAUCACAUGUCAGUUCUAGUAUAAUAUAUUUGUCCAAUGAAUACCCGUCUAUCAUCUGCAUUUCUUCUUGGUGUAGCAAUUUUAAUGGCCAGUAGUGUAAUUUCGAUAAUCAGUUUCAAUCUAAACGGCCACGUCUGCUUGAUGAUGUGUAGAGCUGGUUCACUAAAUUGUUGUGCUCACCAAAAAAUACCAAGUGUAAGCGACUAUCUAAAGAACACAAGCUCUCCGAUGAAGCGUUGACCCAGUUCAUGAGUCCGCUCUGCGUAUCAAAAAGUAUCAACUCUUAUCGACUAUUUAAAGAAUGCAAGCUCCUUAAUGACGUGCGGAUCUAGUUCAUGGAUCUAUUGUGAAUACCAAAAAGUACGAAGUCUAAGCUGCUACUUGAAGGACACAAGUUUCUUGACGACUUAUGUAGUCGGUUCACAGAUCAGCUGUGCGUACCAAAAAGUACCAUUCGACUAACUUUUCGGCAUGUACAGCAGCUCUGUGAACCGGUUCGAUGUGUCACCAAGGAGUUUCUGCUCUGGAAGAUGGGCGCUUGGACUGAAACCGGUUACCGGAAUUAAUAACUACUUAAUUGUUUCGAUCUCGACUGACUGUUUCUGUUAUACUGUUACACACGAUCGCUGUCGCUCGGCACUGGCAUCAGAAAUUAUUAUAUGCAUUUUUGUUAUCAGACGCCACGGCCAGCUGCAGCCACCAAGGCCAUUUUCAAAUGUUUACGAGCCUAGCGUCUUGCAAGUAUGCAGAUACACUCUGUAUACCCGCAUGGCGCUAGACUUAUACUCAACUGAAAAUGGCCUUGUUGGGUGAAGCCAGCGAUGGUGUUUGAAAAUAAAACUCGAGCUGCUGCUGCAACUGUUUCCAACGAAUUCAAUCUGAUGAUGGUGAUUAGAUUACGAAAUCAGAAACUAGAAGUUUGUAGAUGGGUUUCGUUAUUUGGGCAGCAAAGUAAGUGUUGUUGGUCAAAGUGGAGAGGAUGUAAAAUACAGAAUAGCAACAGCUAGAAGAGCAUUUCUGAAAAUGAGAAAUUUGUAAACGUCUAACAAAUUUAGAUUUUAGGAAGCCGUUUCUGAAGGUUCUAAGAUACCCCUUAUUCGGAGAUGAGAUCGCAUUUUACUUUAUGUCUAGUUUUGCUAUCUCACUUAAGUGAAGUGACUGUACUAGCGCUGCAUUACGUUGGGAGCAAGGAGCGAGCGGCAGGUCCCCGCGCUUGCUAGCAGAGGCGGUUGGCCAUCACGCGUUUUCAGAGCCAGUAGAAUGAGAUGCCGAUGUAGAGAUCGCUCGUGACGUCACCAUAGAGAUACGUAGGAAAGUAAAUAUAUUCUGGCUUGAAUCAAGUGACCGUUAUUAACAAAUAUUUGCUGACAAAAGUUUCCUUCUGCCACUCAGACAUUAGGAGGAGUCUAUGGGUUAUAAAUACUAUCGUUUAGUAAUAUUACAAAGCCAUGAAACGAUAAUAAUGAUAAAUAAAUGAAUAACUUUGGCAUAACCGAAGACUUACUAUUGUAUAUAAAAUGUACCGAUUGAUCGCUCACGUCACAGACUGUGCACCAUACUCCGCAGUCUUUGAUAGCAUGCCUCUCGCUUUAGUAACGUGGUAGAUCACGCUCUUGCACCGUUAAUAGUUAGUUUAUAAACAGUUUGAACUAGUUCACUUUAGCGUGUAUCUCAAAUAAACGUACACUAAUGGCAUCCUGUGUAGAAAUUAUUUGCACAAAAAAAUCUUCUUCCCACGUCAUUUCAGAAAACAUAGACAGUAGUAUUGUCUUUCAGAAUCCGACGGCGGUGCUACAACUCUGUAAAUGGUCCUAAAACUACGAGAGCACCUCCACGUAACAGGUAGGAAGAAUUCUUAAGCGGUGGGUCAGUAAAUGAGUUCAAGGACGGACUAGCUUAAUUAUUGCAAAAUUCGGAUGGGAAAGCAUAUUCAAUUAUACUGUACGCCCCCUAUACCAACAUCAAAGGAACCACUGGCUAAACUAAGACGUUACUGGAGGUUUAGUACGAGUAGGGGGG